Hypoxylon trugodes is the source of this 2931-nucleotide messenger RNA. RefSeq lists its product as uncharacterized. NCBI's taxonomy places the organism in Eukaryota, Fungi, Ascomycota, Sordariomycetes, Xylariales, Hypoxylaceae. The transcript is spliced from 8 exons. Gene Ontology annotation, biological process: nuclear division. The record is from RefSeq and is a predicted model, not a curated record. Gene Ontology annotation, cellular component: cytoplasm; nucleus. Gene Ontology annotation, molecular function: mRNA binding. The coding region runs from base 1 to 2931 and encodes 976 amino acids.
AUGCAAAAGCUCGCCAAUAUGCGUCACUGGCCCGAGAGGAUGAGCCCAAACUUCGGCAUGUCAUCGAGACCGAACAUGAACAUGACCGCUAUAAAUCCACACCAGAAGGCCGGGGCUCCGGGAGCUUCGUUAAGUCCCUCGCCUGCCGCCGACUCUACUAUCCACUUCGCCUUUAACGUUCCGUUCGCCUCAGACCUCGCCGGUCCUAACACAGAGGAGAUAUUGCACGCGACCGGAGAGGCUGUCUUCCGCUGGACGCAUCCGGGAGAUGCCCCUGACGACGUGCCUGUCUACGAGUUACCCGUCCAUGCUCAGAAUCUAGUCAAUUUGGAGAAUUUAUGUAGGGAGUUGACGAAGGGUCCUUUACCAAUCGAGGCCCAUGUUGUCUCGAAAGUACCCAAGGGAUUCAAAUCGCAAGUCACCACGGUGUGUCUUUCCGGUUCCCCGGAACUCGUCCACAAAAGCCGCGAGACCAUUUUAAGUGACACGCCCUUAGCGCUGAGGUGUACUACUGUCGACGUAGAUUAUGGGUUGAUCGUCGACUCCCAAGCCGGCGCAUUACAGAAAAACGUUACCGAUGCCUUAGAUACUUUUGCUGUUUUUUGCGGGGUCGAUAUCUUUAUUCUAGGCCCAAAACUCACUCCUACGGUCGACGGUCUUAACGGCGAUGUCGAAGUCAUUCGGGACCAGAGGUGGAGGGUUGCUAUCUACGGUGAUAUCGAGUCUACAGAACAUGCCAAGACUCAGGUUCUUAUCUUCAUUGAUAAAUUGCUUGGACGUCAGUUGGACUUAAUGCGUUUCGAGAGUACUCUUCACCCCAUCGUUUGCGGUCGUUCGCGUAAGAACAUCAAGUUGAUCGAGUCGGUAACGAAUACGGCGAUUUACUUCCCGCCAUUCGCUCAGUUACAUCGAUAUUGCCCACCGAACGCGAGUCGACGAAACCCAGAGGAAAUAUUCAUUACCGGCGAAAACCCGCAAGGCAUUGAAUUAGCUAAGCGCAAGAUCCAUGAGCUAGUGAACAGGACGAAGCUAUUCAUCAAAGAUGCCGUAGUGUCGCCUCCAAAGAUCGAUAGUAUCCUUCUUGGACGAAUGGACAAGGUUCGAAAGAUCAUGGAAACCAAUGGCACAUACAUCAUGUUCCCUCCACUGGCUUCUCAACGCAACAUGAUCAGGGUUCAGGGUGUUGAAGGGCUUCACAUCGAACGCACCAUGAAGGAGAUCAUGUCUCUCGCUGGCCAGUUCUACUUUGCGUCGUGGUGGAUCCAGCAGAUCGGCAUAUCUCAACUCCCGGGUCCUCAGGAAAUACGCACCAUGCUUGGUGAUAUCUCUGCCAAUUCCGACGCCGAUAUCUCCUUUGACAAAAUGACCUUCACGAUCAAUGGCUCCGAUGAUGCUGUGAAGCAGGCUUUGGGUGUUCUUUCGCAAAUCGAGUUUGUGAACCGAACCCAACACCAAAUUCGAGUCAAGAUCGAGCUUGCCAACGAGCACAAGGAAUUUGUCUCAGGCAAGAAGAACGGCAAGAUUAACAAGAUUAUGACACAGAGCAACGUCCAAAUCAUUUUCGACAGUUUUAGGGAGUACAAUUUCGACAUCGAUGUCAUUGCACCAUCAUAUGACUCUAUGAAACAAGGAAUGACCCUAGUUGAGCAGGAGAUGCCUGCUUCUAUCUCUUUUCAUGUUCCUGAUCAGUAUCACAAACGAAUCAUUGGUAUCGGUGGUCAGCACAUCCAGCGUAUCAUGAAGAAGCACUCUGUCUUCGUCAAGUUCUCGAACGCUAUGGAUCGUGGAGGAAUGGGACGCGAAGAUGACGAUGUUAAGGUGGACAAUGUCAUCUGCAGAACGCCGGCUCGAAAUGCUCAGAAUCUUGAGUUGGUCAAAACUGAGAUUCUCGACAUGGUGGAUAGGGCGCACUCCGAGUUCACUUCCCAGAUUGUACAUGUUGAUCGCCUGUAUCAUCGACAGCUUAUCUCCCGUCUUCAAGAGAUUGAAGAGCUAGAAAAGAAGUGGAAUUGCAAGAUCGUCUUUCCGAGCACCGAGCAAGCUAGCGAUGAGGUUACGGUUACCGGCCCGGAAUGGCAGGUGCCUCUAUGCGCUGACGAGUUCCUGGGUAUGGUCCCAGAAACUCACGAAUUGAUCUUGACUCGAACUCCAUCGCUAGUCAAAUUUCUCGAGUCACCUGAAUUCGUGAACGAGCUCGUGUCGAAGUUAAAGUCCCAACACGAGGUGACACUCGAAGUGCACGAGAAUCCCGAAGAGAAAACUGAGGAAGGAGAACGAACAAUGACUUUACUCUGGAAACUCACCCGCAACAACACUGGUGGCCUUCGCGAUGCCAUCGAUUUUCUUAUGCAGCAAUUCGCAGCCGCGAAUGUCGAUGCCACCAUUGUCAAAGGUGCAAUUCCCCGUCCUAAGUCGGACUCGUUCGAAGACUCGUUACAGUACUUCGACUCCAAGUUGCUGCAGCAUGCCCCUACCUCUGUCGGAACCGAUUCGCCCACGAAAGCGGCUUUCGGCGAGGAUAUGUCCCAACAACGAACCACCACCAUCUUUGACAAGCUUCGAAAGCCGUCUCAGCUGCUGUCUUCCCUAGACCGCAGAAAGAACAGCUCCCAUUCGAUGAACACAUUCUUCAAAGGCUCAAGCAAUGUGUCCAAGUCGUCUCUCAUUUCGAUAGACUCGACUCGCAGCUUCAAUGCUGACCGAAACCCCUGGAAUGAUAGUGGCGUCAAUCUUCCAGAUGAGGACAACCACCCAUGGUCAAGCCGUCAUUUUGGCAAUGGCUUCGACAACAAACUGACGCCCAACAGCAUCCCACACGGCGGCGACAUCACGCCACGUCACAGUACGCGUGCGUCUGGCGAUAGUGGACGACCGUCGACUUCUCAUUCUACAAAUUCAGGAUACCCCGGUCCAAUUGGACCAUACCGUUAG